This is a messenger RNA of Styela clava, 2083 nucleotides long. RefSeq names its product regulator of MON1-CCZ1 complex-like. Gene Ontology annotation, cellular component: lysosomal membrane; Mon1-Ccz1 complex; late endosome membrane. Gene Ontology annotation, biological process: regulation of autophagy. The record is from RefSeq and is a predicted model, not a curated record. NCBI's taxonomy places the organism in Eukaryota, Metazoa, Chordata, Ascidiacea, Stolidobranchia, Styelidae.
UUAGAAAAUGUAGAAAUUAACAUCAUGAGUUCCAAUGCAAAUAGUUAUCUUGCACUAUGCAAAAAUUCAGUUCGAUUUGAUGCAGUUACAGCUGUCAACAAUGUUUUCUUUGAUGAAGCGAAUAAACAGAUAUUUGCUGUUAGAUCUGGAGGUGCAACAGGUGUGAUUGUCCGUGGUCCUGAUGACAGAACUUCACAUAGUUUUAGGUUGAAUGAUAAAGGAUCCCUGAUAUCAAUCAAGUUUUCAUAUCAUCAUAAAAUACUGGCUUUGCAACGAUCGGAGACUAGUAUUGAAUUCGCAAACAUUGAAGAUGGGAGCCCAGAUCCAUCUGAAUAUUCACAAUCAAGCAAGGGCAAAAAUAACAAGAUUUUGACAUUCCAUUGGAUAAGUACACAUGAAAUAGUGAUGGUGACGCAGAGUGGCAUUGAGUUUUAUCAGAUAAAUCAAGAUAAACGUCAAGCAAAGCUGCUGAAAAAUUAUAAUUUUCCUGUUAACUGGUCAAUAUUUUUGCCUGAAUCUGCAGUUUUGCUUUGCUCAACUUCACCAAAAGGAACUGUUAUUUGUCCAUUCUACUUUAAGAAUAGUCAAAUAUUAAGACUUUCAAAAUUUGAUGUCGACCGAUCAAUACCAUCAUCAAGCGAAGCAAGGAUCGAAUUAUUUGAACGGGAUGUCACAAUGGUUAAUCUGUAUUCCAGUUUGUACAUAGCUGUCUUGAAGCAUCCGCCAUCACAAUCAAUUUCAGGAACAGAAGUGAAUCUUUUUCUACUCAGCAGAGAAGCACCAGCAAAGAAAGUGUAUAGCUUGAUAACUGGAAUGUCUGGUAGAUUUGCAAUAAGUGUUGUGGAUAGUUUAGUUAUUGUUCAUCACCAAGCUUCUAAGACUUCAAUGAUAUUCGACAUCAAACUUCCAGGAAACACAUCAAAUUCAGUAACUUACCUCAAGCCUGUGAUAGCUCCAUUGCCAAUUGCUUCACAUAAACUUUCUGUUGCUGGAUUUGGUUUGAAUGCCCCGACUUCAGAAGUUGAAUGCCAGCUCUAUGCCCCAACUUGGAUUGUUUUUCAGCCGAAUAUUAUAAUUGAUGCUGCUUUAGGUUGUAUGUGGUUUCUACAAAUUAAACUCGAUGCAAUUUCUACUCUUUUUCAAAACGUGGUUCAACUAUUUGAUUUUUUGCUGCUAAGGCGAGGAAGUAAAGCUGUUAUGUUGAAAGUAUUGAAGAAAAUGCUGCUCUCUGAUAAUGAAGGAUCAUCAUACAAAAAUAUUGCAGCAGUAUUUGAUAAAUUAAAUACAGUUUACAAGACUUAUACUGAAGCAGAACAAGCUUACCUACAAAUGAGGAGACAAGAGGCAGCUUCGGGUUCAGCAAGUUCGAGUACUAUUAACAAUGUUCCACCUCAUCGUAUGCAAGUUGUUGUUGAUCAGAGUGAUAUGUACACUCAUGUAUUAUCAGUUCUUGCAAGACAGAAUGGGAUUGAUCAAAUUUAUGUUUGUCAAGUAGUCGUUGAAUACAUCAGAUCGUUGGAUCAAAAUAAGUUGACGAUUCAGCAUUAUUUAUAUGAACUGAUUAUACACGCACUCAUAACAAGUAAAAAUUAUCAUCAACUUCAACAAUAUAUUCAUUAUAAUUUGAUUGCCGAUUCAAGAAUGAUAGCCGGUUAUUUAUUGUCAUUGGAAUCGUCUUAUCCUCCUGUUUAUCAAAUAGCUUUGGAUAUGUACAAGAGAAUUUCAACAACAAAUGAUGAGAUUGUUGACAUACUUCUUGCGAAACAUAAGAUACUUGAAGCUAUUAGGUUUGUUAAAUCUGUAUCAAUGCAUGAUUCUGUUUCUGCGAGAAAAUUUCUGGAAGCAGCUUUAGAAGCUGAUGAUGAUCUGCUGUUUUAUGAAACAUUCAAAUUUUUUGAACAAAGAAAUCAUCGAUUGAGAGGCAAGAAAGAUUUUUCCCCAGGUGAGCAGUGCGAGAAGUUUAUUACACACUACGAGGAAUUAUUUGAGGAUUUUGAGAUUAUCGCUAAAUGAAGUUCCAAUUUUAUUCGUUCAUGAUUGUUUGUUACAGUGCAAUAAUAGCAAUAUAAACUUUAUAAUGGAA